UAGUUGAAAGAGUAGAUGAGAAGUAAGACAUUAUCCAGAGAGGGAGGUGUCAUCGAAGAAGUAUUUUUUAGAAAGGAAAAAGGGAGGGGACCAGUAGACAAAAAGAAAAAGACCUUGGAGGACACAGAAGAGAAAGAGAUACCUGGUGAAACAAGAUCCCAUAGAUGGAGGGAGUAGAUGAGGUGAAAGCAGAGGUGAAGGGAUUCACUUUAUACAGGGGAAACACCACUUCCUACAACCAAGAAGAUGGAAGAAAUGACACUUCACUGAUUUGCCAGGAGCAGGAUCUUGUGGAAGGUCCCAAUGGGAACCUUCUAUGUUCCCCUGUGCAGUAAGAAACAAGGUCCGAAGAGCUGCAGGUGUUACUGGUGGGGAUGAAGUGGCCAAGGCCAAGCAGGCAGCUCCUGGUGGAGCAGCCCCCACCAUCUUCUCCCGGAUCCUGGACCGAAGCCUCCCCGCUGACAUUCUAUAUGAGGACCAGCAGUGUCUCGUAUUCCGUGAUGUGGCCCCUCAGGCUCCUGUGCACUUCCUGGUCAUUCCUAAGAAGCCCAUUCCUCGGAUUAGCCAGGCUGAAGAAGAAGAUCAGCAGCUUCUAGGACACCUUCUUCUUGUGGCCAAAAAAACAGCAAAGGCUCAGGGGCUGGGAGAUGGAUACCGACUUGUGAUCAACGAUGGGAAGCUGGGUGCACAGUCUGUAUAUCAUCUGCACAUUCACGUCCUGGGGGGCCGACAGCUCCAGUGGCCUCCAGGUUGAACCUACCAACUAACCAAAGACACCGCAUCUGGAUGCUUGGAUGGAGUGGGAGGGAAAAGGAACCCUGUGAUGCUAAUAAACCUGAUCUCCCU
Molecule: messenger RNA, 846 nt
Organism: Talpa occidentalis (Iberian mole)
Lineage: Eukaryota; Metazoa; Chordata; Mammalia; Eulipotyphla; Talpidae
Gene: HINT2
Product: histidine triad nucleotide binding protein 2
Exons: 5
Coding region: 317-754 (145 amino acids)
Cellular component (GO): mitochondrion; cytoplasm
Molecular function (GO): hydrolase activity
Source: RefSeq, a predicted model, not a curated record